Sycon ciliatum is the source of this 5161-nucleotide messenger RNA. RefSeq names its product kinesin-like protein KIF20B. Gene Ontology annotation, cellular component: nucleus; microtubule; kinesin complex. Bases 148 to 4221 code for a protein of 1357 amino acids. The record is from RefSeq and is a predicted model, not a curated record. Gene Ontology annotation, biological process: microtubule-based movement. The transcript is spliced from 24 exons. Lineage: Eukaryota; Metazoa; Porifera; Calcarea; Leucosolenida; Sycettidae. Gene Ontology annotation, molecular function: microtubule binding; microtubule motor activity; ATP binding.
UGUUGUUGCAGCCAAGGUGUGUGAGCUGUUUGAAGCUGAAGAACAAUAAGUCUUGGUGCAUCGUCUCUUGCCCAAGCCCAAGGGCUCCUCAUUUUAGUCUGGAAUAGCGACGAAGCUUCCGAAAUAGUGGGUACAUAUGCAGCUGAAAUGGCUAACCCUUCGUCCGAUAUCAGUCCUACAAGCCAAGAAACGGAGUACACAGCGGCAGAUCAUUCAGACAUUUGCAAACGCCUGACCUUUGGAAACUUCGCACCCCCUGCCGAAGCUGCACCUGCACCACGACCCAACACGAGCACUGCCAGUGUUGCAUCAUCAUCAGCAGCAUCGUCAUCCCACUCCAGCAGCGUUGUGAAAGACGUUUGUCAAGGCGAAGCGUUGCACUGCUUUCUGCGAAUUCGUCCUUUCACCGACGCAGAACAGAAGGAAAGUGCAUCAGCAGCAAAGAUCGAUCUCUUCGAUGAUGGACACCAGAUUGAGAUUCACGCGCCGGAGGAAUCGGCAACGUUCAAGAAUGGCUCACGAAACCCGGCCGAGAAUAGCUGGCGGUUCAAAUUUAGCAGUGUGCUGAGCCCAUCAGCUGGGCAGCAAGAUGUGUUUGAGACUACUCUGCUGGAGAAUGUACAGGAUUUUGUCACUGGUCAGAAUACAUUGGUGUUUACAUACGGAGCGACCAACGGAGGAAAAACAUACACUAUGUUGGGGAAGCCGUCGGAUGCUGGUCUUAUACCGAGAACGCUUGACACAAUAUUCAACAGCAUCAAGGAUCGGCUAGGAAAGCCGUACGAGAUGAAGCCGAAGUGUCUGUCAUUGGUGCGGCUGGAUGAGUCGAGUCGAGCACAGGAGAUCAAGGGCAAACUGGAUGUGCUGUCCUCCUGGGACAAACGUGAAGAGACAUUUAGCAGUGCUGAUAUCAGUGGAAGCAUUGUGGACGAAUCCCUCAUCCCGAGUGUUAACAGCACGUUUAGCGACACGUCUAGCCUGCCGCUGCCGGGGAAUACUUCAUCUGAUGAACUCAGCCUGAGCUUUGUACCGGAAGUGGAGACAAACCGCCAGCGCGACAGUCACACGCGUGUAAGCAUUGAGCCCCAGGGAAAGGUACGCUUUUCUGUCUUUGUCAGCUAUGCAGAAAUCUACAAUGAGCUGAUUUAUGACCUACUGGACAAGCCGCCUCUGACCAAGCAUGCUCGUCGCAAUGCUCUGAAGCUGGCGGAGGACAAGAGCAAGAGACAUCACAUCAAAGGGCUCAAAGAGAUUGAAGUGCGCAACGCUGACGAAGCGUUCAAGUUGCUGCAAAUUGGUCAGAUCAAUCGUCAGGUGGCAAGCACUCGUCUGAAUCAGCGAUCGAGCAGAAGCCAUGCCAUCUUCACCAUCAAGGUCCUACGUGUUGUGGAUAUCAAUGGACCAACCUAUGCCCGCGUCAGCAGCAUGUCUUUCGUAGACCUGGCUGGGUCUGAGCGGAAUCGUGAAAAGGAUGGUGUGCGUAUGAAGGAAGCCUGCAACAUCAACACCUCGCUACUCACACUCGGCAAGUGUAUCGAAAUCAUGAGGUUCAACCAGCGCAACAGGUGCAAUGCCCAGCGCCUGGUGCCGUUCCGCGAGAGCAAACUCACACGCUUGUUCAUGGGCUUCUUCCAAGGCGAGGGUCGCGUGACGAUGAUCGUCAACAUCAAUCAGAUUGCUAGCAUGUUUGAUGAGACGUAUCGUGUGUUGCGCUUCUCUGCUCUGGCAAGAGAGCUUGUUCCUGGUGGUCAUCGUCCAGCACGUCACACUGGAUCAGCUCCGGCGGCUGCUGGCAGCAAGUUAGCCGGCAAGGAAGCAGGCGACCGUGACAAUGCCGGAGAUGCUGCCAAGGUGGCUGAGCUUGGCAAGCUGUGCGCGCAACAUGAGGGCGAGAUCGACGGAUAUCGUAAAAUCGUUCAGUCUCUGCGUGAUGAGCUGCGUCAAGCACGCAUGGAGAAGAUUGAACAGGAAGUGAACAUUCGCCGCGAGGCCGCUGAGGAGAUGGCGAAUCAGCUGAUUGAAAUCGAGGAAGCUAACCAGGAGCGAGUGGCAGAAGCUGUGAGUGCCGUUGAGGAGCGCCAUGAGCAGCAGCUGGAGAUCCUCUCCAAGUCCAUCAAGCGCCGGUAUGUGAAGAAGCGGCGGCGGCCCGACAGUGACGAAGAGUUUGAAGGCAAUUUGGUGAAGUUCCGCGGCCAGCAUGAUGCUGAAAAGUGGCAAGCUAAGUGCAAGCAGCUAGAAGAAGAGAAGAUGACGUUGGAAGAGGAAUUGACCGAACGGAACCAUCAGUUGGAGCGAGAGAAGAGCGUCCUUCAGUAUGAACUGUCUGGCAAAAUGGAGGAUGCUGUGCGCUGUGAUGAUCUCAGCCAGAAGUGUGCUCAACUGGAACAAACAAUCUCGGAGCUCACUCAGAAGUUGACACAAGAGACUGCACGUUAUGGUAAUCUUCAGGAAGAGCUCGGCCGCAUUCAUCAUGACACCAAUGAAGAGAUCCAGCGGAAAAACGCAAUGGCUGCCACCAUUGAAGAGCAAACAAGAGAGCUGCUGAAGGCGCGCGCUGACAUCAUGCAGCUGCGCCACGAGAAGGUGGCUUUGAACGAGAAAGUGACGGCUGCCGCACUGACGUCCAGUUCAAGGAGCGGAGGAGCUGUGGCGUCGAAGGGCACUAAUACAGAUGGCAAGGGCAGCGAGUCAGAUCAUAUCAUGCAGCUCAACGCCAGCUUGGAGGAAGCACAGACACGUGUUGCCCAGCAGGAUGCAGAGCAUGCCAAGGAGCUGGAACAAGUCAACGGCCACAUUUCUGAAAUCUCUGACACUCUACGCAUGGCCCAAGACACCCUGGAAUCGUAUGAAGAACAGCUGUUGCAGCUCAAAGAAGCCUUGGCUCAAAAGAAGCUGGAGCUGCAGGAGUUUGAGGAGCGCCAUGACAGCCAGCUGCAGCAAAUCCAGGCAUUGGAAUCAGCCGCGGCAGUGCCUGUUCAACCUGAGAGCCAAGGUGUUGAUGCCGCAGGCCAAGCUAGUGCUGAGAUUGAGCAGCUAAAAGCACAACUGGAGGCAUUGCAGUGUGAACACGUUGUCGCAAUGAAGGCCUUGAAGAGCGCUCAUGCUGCUGCACUUGAAACUCUCAACACUGACCAUUCAUCUGCAGUAGAGGCAUUGGAAACCAAGCAUACUUCCCGGGUUGAAUCAAUGCAGCAUGACCAUGCGUCGACAAUGGAGAGAUUAGAGAGUCAGCAUAUUUCUACAGUCGAAAGACUGGAGAGCAAGCAUGCGUCCACCAUCGAAGGUUUGGAGGGCAAGCAUGCAGCUGCAAUGGAAGGUUUGGAGACACGGCACAUGUCCACCGUUGAAGCUAUGCAACAUGAGCAUGCGUCCGCUAUUGCCGCAGUGAAUUUGUCAGUGACACCAGCAGAUGGUAUCAAAAAGUCACAGAGAAAGCCACGUGCCACUGCUGGUGCCGGUGCUGCUUCUCCACUCACCUGCCUAUCUUCACCAAGGUUAACAAGAUCUGCCAUGAAAAAGUGCGCAGUGAUGCUGAACCGCGUGCCUGUGCCUCCAGUGCAUGCUGUCCCGCUUGAGUCUAGUGUUGAUGCCAAGGAUGAUGCGGCCGUAGCUGAUGCACUUGACAAGACGCAAGAUCUCGACAAGACGCUCGAUUUGGACAAGACGGCCCAGCACGACCAUAUUGGUGAUGUAUCUGCUGCUGGUGAGGAUGUUGUUGACCCUGACUUGGUGUACGAUAUGGAGACCAGUGUGCAUGAGGAACGAGACGUAACCCCUGGCCUUGGCAAGAAGAGGAAGCGAUUCAACCGCCAAUGCAAGAAAGCUGGAAAGGAGGGCGCAGCAGCAGCAGCAUCAUCAUCAUCCACGGCUGCCACUGCUACUGCUGCUGCUGCAAAGCGCACCCGGAAAGCAAAAGACCCCAAAAGCAGCGAGAGCGCCAUUGACAGCGAUUGUGAGAAUACGUCCGUCUUCUCAGCCGCCGGCUCUUCUCUUGUCAGCCUGAUCACGUCGCCAUUCACAAAGUCAGGCAUCAAGAAUUCAGUGAGUAGCACGGAGAAGACGGUAUCACCGCUGGCACCCAUCGCCGACAACACUGCAGGUGGUCCAUCUCGGCCACGCACGCGCAGAAAGCUGCUGGGAAAGUCGCAGAUCUCCAGUCCCAUCAGCAUUCCCGGAUGCGGCCCUGCAAUUGAACUUACUAGUCGACGCCAGCGCCGCUGAAAUCACGAGGACAUUGCAAUGUCAUGUGCGAGAGUGGUUUCUACGUGUCUCUACUGCAUACAUCCUAUGGACACGUCCUCAUCAUCUCUCUACUGCAUACAUCCUAUGGACACGUCCUCACCACCUCUCUUGUAUUGGCUCUCAACUCUGAUCGUGCAUCUCUACGCUUAGUGCCGGUGAGUCACCCCUGCCACUUUAACACUAGUGAUAACUCUCGCACGCCUGUCGUGCCUAACAACUUUCUUCAACAUUGGGGGUACCCCGGUGGUAUCCGCUUACCUAUUCGGUUUCCCUCGUGUCCACGUAGUACCCAUUUUCGUGUCCUUCUAUGUCAACGUCGUCAUCAAAUUGCUAAUAAGAAAAUUCCCCUCCCUGCCAUAAAACAAUAUUAUGCAGAGAAAGAAGGCACAAGAUACGUCACAACCGAACUGCUCACAGAACACAUGAUACUCUUACACUGUCACUUGUAAAAUUCGUUUCUCACAGUGUGAUGUUUCUCACAGUGUGAUGUUUCUCACAGUGUGAUGUUUCUCACAGUGUGAUGUUUCUCACAGUGUGAUGUUUCUCACAGUGUGAUGUCGCUGUGCCAUGAUCGCAACUGCCACUUGGCGGCGGUUAGCAUUAUCAACUCCUUCCCUAACAACCGUACGUGUAACUUUUUUCUGCUCUCCUGCUUCCGGUGGUAAUGUGAUUUUGCAUGGAGCUUCUUCCUUGUCAUUCCUGCUUUUUUUCCUUUUCUCCUGCGUGAAUAACAAUGCUUCUGAGGAAACGUGCAGUUGAUUAGUUCUAGUUUAGUUCUAGCUUAUUUUUUGCUUUUUGCCGUAACGCUGAUUUUGCUUCCAUGGUUGUGUGUGACUGAGAAUAUUCGUUUCCAUGCACUGGCAAGCAUUGAAUUCGUUAAAAUCCAGUAUGAAAAGUACCCUGAAUGGCUGUUCUUCCA